ACGGGCAAUGGAGGUAAGGAAGGGCAGUGGAGGUAAAGGCAGUGGAGGUAAUGGCAGUGGAGGUAAGGGCAGUGGAGGUAAAGGCAGUGGAGGUAAGGGCAGUGGAGGUAUGGGCAGUAGAGGUAAGGGCAGUGGAGGUACGAGCAGUGGAGGUAAGGGCAGUGGAGGUACGGGCAGUGGAAGUAAGGGCAGUGGAGGUAAGGGCAGUGGAGGUACGGGCAGUGGAGGUAAGGGCAGUGGAGGUAAGGGCAGUGGAGGUAAGGGCAGUGGUGGUAAGGGCAGUGGUGGUACAGGAAGGGGAGGUAUGGGCAGUGGAGAUAAGGGCAGUGGAGGUAUGGGCAGUGGAGGUACGGUCAGUGGAGGUACGGGCAGUGGAGGUAAGGGCAGUGGAGGUAAGGGCAGUGGAGGUACGGGCAGUGGAGGUAAGGGCAGUGGAGGAUCGGGCAGUGGAGGUAAGGGCAGUGGAGGUAAGGGCAGUGGAGGUAAGGGCAGUGGUGGUACGGGCAGGGGAGGUAUGGGCAGUGGAGAUAAGGGCAGUGGAGGUAUGGGCAGUGGAGGUACAGUCAGUGGAGGUACGGGCAGUGGAGGUAAGGGCAGUGGAGGUAAGGGCAGUGGAGGUACGGGCAGUGGAGGUAAGCGCAGUGGAGGUAAGGGCAGUGGAGGUAAGGGCAGUGGAGGUACGGCCAGUGGAGGUAUGGGCAGUGGAGGUAAGGGCAGUGGGGUUACGGGCAGUGGAGGUAAGGGCAGUGGAGGUACGGGCAGUGGAGGUAUGGGCAGUGGAGGUAAGGACAUUGGAGGAACGGGCAGUGGAGGAACGGGCAGUGGAGGAACGGGCAGUGGAGGUACGGGCAGUGGAGCUCGCACACCCAGCGGUCGCUACCACUACAAGUAUUUUCAAGAUUGAGGAUGUAUUCGGGGCUCAUGUCAAUCUUCUGGUCGAGUCACCCGAGCCCCAACUUGGGGUCUUCCAGCCAUCACUUCGGGUUCACGAACGAGCGGCUGCUACAGUGCUCAGCGAUAGAAGUGCAACCCAGUUGAAAUUUCGCCGAGAUGUGCAGCAACCAUACAUGAUUCGUGUGUUUCUAGGUGUGGGUGGUAUGCAUAUCGUGGACCCGAAUGCUCAGAUAUUCCAGCUUCGUGUCUUCCGCGUCUAGCCCGAAGUUUGACACGAACCCGAAUUCACCCUUACUAGCGAAAUAUAUAAAUCCAGAGGUCCAUGAAUCAAUCUGGAUGCAUGAA
Messenger RNA from Closterium sp. NIES-67, 1239 nucleotides. The record is from the annotation of a GenBank genome assembly. Lineage: Eukaryota; Viridiplantae; Streptophyta; Zygnematophyceae; Desmidiales; Closteriaceae.